Molecule: messenger RNA, 742 nt
Organism: Drosophila miranda
Lineage: Eukaryota; Metazoa; Arthropoda; Insecta; Diptera; Drosophilidae
Exons: 5
Coding region: 101-724 (207 amino acids)
Source: RefSeq, a predicted model, not a curated record
ACAUCUCGCUGUCCUCCCCGUCGGCAGUCAGUCGGCCCGUCCAUACGUCCAACUGCCGGGCAUACACAUUUCCAACCCUCCCCAGUACGGGCCAGGGAAUAUGCAGGAAAUAGACGCUGGCAAAAUGGCGCACAACGGCAAGGCACUCACAGGGCGCUACAAUGCCACGCCCACCUAUGGCUUCGACAACGAGCAGAACUACUGCCUGAAUUCCCAACAGUUGCCGUCUCCAAUGCCCCCUCCACCAUACGCCUUGGCACGCGUGAGCAGCACACGCAACUUCGAGCUCGAGAACCACACACCGCCGGCAUGUCCCGGCUCUGGACCCAUUGCCAUGACGAACGGCACCAUCCAGUUGCGCCUCCGCGAUGGCGUGCGCAUUGACAUGACUCUGGACAAGGCGGUGCGCGUGCUCAAUCAGCACAGCAUGGUGGCAGUUGCUCUAUCACGCAACUGCAGCAACUCGGCUUUGAUCCACCCCAAUGGACGCAUCUUGCAGAGCGGCGCUAAAGUCGAAAUAGUCACCUACGACGGCAUGAAGGGCAAUAACUUUGUUCGCUAUGCCAAGAUGUGGUACAAGGGUGUGAGCUUAACCAGCGAGGCGUGCGCUCUCAUCUACCUGGUGGACACAGCCGGGACGCGCACCACAUCCGACACUUUCACCGAUCUGACCAAGGACUACACCCUGGCAGUGUUCUAUGAUUCAGUUCUAAAUUUUGUUUGAUAGACUUUAAAAAUGGCA